Tribolium castaneum (red flour beetle) is the source of this 1886-nucleotide messenger RNA. RefSeq lists its product as hypothetical. The transcript has 3 exons. Lineage: Eukaryota; Metazoa; Arthropoda; Insecta; Coleoptera; Tenebrionidae. The coding region runs from base 260 to 1801 and encodes 513 amino acids. The record is from RefSeq and is a predicted model, not a curated record. Gene Ontology annotation, cellular component: cytoplasm. Gene Ontology annotation, biological process: proteasome-mediated ubiquitin-dependent protein catabolic process; multicellular organism development. Gene Ontology annotation, molecular function: zinc ion binding; ubiquitin protein ligase activity; ubiquitin conjugating enzyme binding.
UACCGAUAAGGGUUUUGUAUUUAUUUGUGCAUAAAACAGUCUAAACGAGUCCGAUUAACAAAUAAUACCCAAUCUAUUUAAUAAUAAUUAAUUUGGCGUGAUUGACGUUAUGUCAGGUUAGCAGGAUUGCCAAUCAGAUAAGGGGGACCCCCUUUCACGACACCCAAUUUAGGGAAAUUGGUAUUGUCACGUUGGCGACACUUAAUGAAUUUUUCAAAUAAAUAACCCGCAAACAAUAUUGUCUCUAUUCGUUUAAAUAAUGGCAACGAGUUCAAAUAGCCAAAUGGAGGCCUCCCUCAACUUGUGCACCAACUCCACGGCUCAGGAGCUCCUGAAGUGUUUUUUUUGCGACAAAUUCCUCUCAGUACCCCCCAUUUACAACCACGAGUUUGAGUCGAUUUGUGGACGUUGCAAAUUCGUCAACAAAUCGGAGGACUCCAAGUGGACGCGCCAAACCCUCUACGAAGACGUCGCCAGGUUUAUGAUUUUUCCUUGCUCCAAUUCCACAUACGGCUGUAAAGCCCAGCUGAAAUGGGGCGACGUGGAGGAGCACGAAAACACCUGUCUCUACAAGAAGUUGAACUGUCCCUUCGCCUGUAACGACAUCUUCCACGUGGAGAAGUGCCGCUGGAUGGGCUCCGGCCCCGGUCUGAACGAACACCUGGAGUUCUGCCACGGCGACGUCAUUAAAAAACUCCCCGAAAUCAAUUUCAGCGAAAGCCGCGCCAAUGGAAUUUUCCUAACUAGGAUCCUCAAACAACUAAUGAUCGUGGUGGUGAAAUACGACCCUCCGGACACCUUCUCCUGCAUGGUGAUGGUCAACGGCACCAGCACCGACUGCGAGGCCUACCGUUACCAACUGGAGCUCUUCGAUGAAAACAAACGCAACUCUUUGAUUUUGCGCCGAAGUCGCUUGGAAGACGCCGUCGGUUUCGAGGAGAAUCUAACCAACCCGGAGAAAAUGCUCGUGGUGGAGCUCCAGGUGGUGAAAUCCCUCCUGAAGAAGCCGGCAACCAUCAUGGGCCGGUUCGGUAUAAUUAAAAAAUCGAAACGCGAGCUCAACUUCGGGGACAAGCCCCAGGAGUGCCCCUUCGAUGAGAACUUCCUAAGAGAGUUGGAGUGUCCCGUGUGUAAGAACUACAUGGUGCCCCCGAUCCAGAUUUGCAGCACGGGGCAUAGUUUCUGCUCCAGGUGUCGCGACCAGAUGGAGGAGUGCCCCACGUGUCGGCACCCCUUCCAAGAGGGGCGGAACUACACGUUGGAGAAGCUCACCACGUGUAUUAAUUAUCCUUGUAUGUUUCGGGAUGCCGGGUGCACGGUUGCGUGUCCUAGUGAAAAGUUGAGGGAGCAUGAGUUGGAUUGUAGUUUUUCGGGGAUUCAGUGCUUCCUGGAGUGCAAUACGGGUCCAGUGAUGAACUUGUUCAAGCAUUUGAAUGAGAAACACCGAGAUCGGUUGAUUGUUGCCGGAGAGGUGCAUAUUUUGGACCUGGGGGAGGGGGAGGUCAUGAAGACGUUUGCCAUUUGCUUCGGGAAUGAUAUGUUCCGAUUGGCGGUGUUUUACGAUGGGGAUAUUAAAUUCUCGUUGCAACAGUUUGGGGUUAAACAAAGUUGUUACACUUAUGAGUUGGAGAUUAUUUGUACGACGGAUUGUUCCGAGAAGAUUAUCUUGACGAAGGAGUGUCCACCCAUGAGUACGACCUUCUGGUCCAAGAGCAUUACGGUCCCGGAUGAUUUGAUACAAAGGUUCAUCUCGGAGGAGGAUUUGGUCUUUUUUAAAAUCAAUUUGAGGAAAAUGGUUUAGUUAUUCUUCAGUGCCAAUUAUUUAUCUGUGUUACUAUUGUAUGGAACGGCUCAUUUUUGUUUAAUAAAUUUGUAUUCUUUUGCAA